Angiostrongylus costaricensis is the source of this 738-nucleotide messenger RNA. NCBI's taxonomy places the organism in Eukaryota, Metazoa, Nematoda, Chromadorea, Rhabditida, Metastrongylidae. The record is from the annotation of a GenBank genome assembly.
AUGAAGCCCUUUAGAUUUCCUGAACCUUUCACAGGUGAUAGUUGCUGUCAGGUUGACGCGGAACGACCAGAUGUGAUUCAACGACUACCGCAUCCAUGGUCAUAUCCGUUCCCGACUGAUGAUGCUGCUCACUCCCAGCUGUCUGACGAUUCAGAACCUGGAUGCCCGGAUGAUCUUGAGGCAUUUGCAAAGCAGUUCAAGCAAAGGAGGAUUAAACUUGGUUACACCCAAGCGGACGUCGGUUUGGCAUUGGGAACCCUGUAUGGGAAUGUGUUUUCUCAGACGACGAUUUGUCGAUUCGAGGCGCUCCAAUUGUCAUUCAAGAAUAUGUGCAAACUGAAGCCGUUACUUUUCAAAUGGCUUGAGGAGGCCGAUUCUACUUCUGCCAGUCCGAAUUCUGCUUUCGAGAAGAUGACAGGUCAAGGCGGAAGGAAGCGGAAGAAAAGAACAAGCAUAGAGGUCAAUGUGAAGUCUCGCCUGGAAUACCACUUUCAAAAGAAUCAUAAGCCAAACGCACAAGAAAUACUACAAGUAGCUAAUGAGCUCGGAUUAGAUAAGGAGGUGGUUCGUGUGUGGUUUUGUAAUCGACGACAAAAAGAGAAACGGAUGACACCUCAAUUUGACCAGCAGAUGAUGAUAACGAGCCCUUAUCCACCAUCAGACAUUUUUUCCUAUCCAACUGGAUUACCUAUCAAUCCUGGCCAGUUUGAGCUUCGUACUGGCUCAGGGUCCACCUGA